AUGUUUCAAAUUUUGUCAUCAUAUUCUCUUAACUCUCUCUUCAUAGGAUGCACUGGUCUGGAGGAACUGUCUGGAAUUGAUUCAUCAUUUGAAGAAUUUAACUCAACUUUAUUCAGUCAGGCUUCUAAAGAUGUAGAGCGCAGCGUUCAAAGCAAGAGUGUCAAUGCCCAGCUGGAUGAGAGCAUCUUGGUGUUUUUAACCCGUUUAUCUCCUUACUUCAUGCUGAAGCCAGCUCAAAAAUGCCUUGAGUGGCUGAUUCAAAGGUUCCACAUCCACUUGUACAAUCAGGACAGUUUGAUUGGCUGUGUUCUUCCCUAUCAUGAGACUAAAGUAUUUGUGAGAGUCAUUCAGCUACUUAAACUCAGCGACCCAACUCAUCGAUGGCACUGGCUGGAGCCCAUACAGAAACCUGGGGUGCCAUUGGCAAAGAAUACCUUAAUCAACCAUUGUUACAAAGAUAUGAGCUUCAUGGAUUUCAUUUGUAAUCUGGUCACCAAAGCUGGGAAGGCAUUUCUCGACAACCCUGGUAACGCAGCACAACUGAGGGUGCUUUUUUCUUUUUAUGAUGAUACAGCUUCUAAAGAUGUAGAGCGCAGCGUUCAAAGCAAGAGUGUCAAUGCCCAGCUGGAUGAGAGCAUCUUGGUGUUUUUAACCCGUUUAUCUCCUUACUUCAUGCUGAAGCCAGCUCAAAAAUGCCUUGAGUGGCUGAUUCAAAGAACUCGUAGAAAUGACGGCAGGAGGUUCUGCAUGGAAAUGGAGAUUAAAGUUCUGAAGAUAGCUCCUCCGAUGGCUCAGUUAAUUAUGCCAGUGAAACAGCCAUGA
Messenger RNA from Callorhinchus milii (elephant shark), 822 nucleotides. RefSeq names its product HEAT repeat-containing protein 1-like. The record is from RefSeq and is a predicted model, not a curated record. Gene Ontology annotation, biological process: maturation of SSU-rRNA from tricistronic rRNA transcript (SSU-rRNA, 5.8S rRNA, LSU-rRNA); positive regulation of transcription by RNA polymerase I. Gene Ontology annotation, molecular function: snoRNA binding. Bases 1 to 822 code for a protein of 273 amino acids. Gene Ontology annotation, cellular component: 90S preribosome; small-subunit processome; t-UTP complex. The transcript is spliced from 7 exons. NCBI's taxonomy places the organism in Eukaryota, Metazoa, Chordata, Chondrichthyes, Chimaeriformes, Callorhinchidae.